This is a messenger RNA of Colletotrichum orchidophilum, 1407 nucleotides long. RefSeq names its product 3' exoribonuclease family protein. Lineage: Eukaryota; Fungi; Ascomycota; Sordariomycetes; Glomerellales; Glomerellaceae. The record is from RefSeq and is a predicted model, not a curated record. Gene Ontology annotation, cellular component: nuclear exosome (RNase complex); cytoplasmic exosome (RNase complex). The annotation marks the transcript as partial. The transcript has 2 exons. Gene Ontology annotation, biological process: U1 snRNA 3'-end processing; TRAMP-dependent tRNA surveillance pathway; nuclear mRNA surveillance.
UGUCCGUUUAAGCCACAUCCAACGCCACAAGACACCGAUCCGGACAGCUCGCGCCGGUCGGCCCCACACCCCGCGGACCCCACCAUCAAAAAACCCCUGCUUCCUUUGACUUUGCUCGGGCGACGUCCAAAUCCUACCAACUUUUUGCGACCACAUCCCGCCCGAAAAUUCGAGCUCCCCGAACCGCGACCACUAGACGAACCGCCGAUUAGGUUGAAGCUCACUCAUAGCUACACGAACCGCGAGCGCCAUCCCCAACUCUGUGAUCAGGAACGAACACAUCGCGCCAGAGAAGCAAUGGCGUCUGCACAGCAGGUUCUGCUCUCCCCGGCAGAGCUCGCCUACCUGCACUCUACCCUCUCCCUCACGCCGCCCAUCCGCCCAGACGGCCGCAAGUCAAACCAGUUCCGCCCUCUCACCGCGGAGACGGGCAUUCUUCCAGGCACCAAUGGUAGCGCGCGCAUUUGCUUCUCCGACGGAACGGAGGCCAUCGUUGGCGUAAAGGCAGAGAUCGAGAAGACGAGCAGCCCGUUCGGCGCAGACGCAGACAGCGAAGAUGCGGCAGAGAAGAGGAAAGACGUAGACUCAGCAGCCAAGAAAGAGGAGAUCAAGGGCAACAAUGACUGGCUCGAGAUGACAGUUGAGAUCCCGGCCUCUAGAGAGGACGACGCCGCGACCGUGUUCCUCGCCAACAUGCUCAGCGAAGCGCUGCUGGCCGACGGGGAGUUCACCAAGAAGUUGCGGAUUAACAGUCGGUUCCACUGGAAGCUCUACCUAGAUAUCCUCCUCAUCUCCCCGCCCCUGUCCUACCCCCUCCCCCUCCUAUCACUCACAACUCACCUCGCGCUCCUCGCAACCCGCCUCCCGCGCCUCAAGUCAGAGGGCGACGAAGACCCCAUGUUCGACGACGACUGGGAGGCCUCCACGUUUCUGUACCCGCGCGACGGCAGCGCGCCGGUCGUCGGCUCGCGGCCGCCCAUAACACUGCUCGUCAUCGCCAUCGGCGGUAACGUCAUUUUCGACCCCGCGCGCGAGGAGCUCGCCGUGGCGGAGUCGGCGCUGGCAGUUUCGGUUGCCGAGGAGAAGACCGCAGCUGUGGCUGGCGGUAUGGACGUGGACGGUCGCCAGCUGAAGCUGCUCUCCGUGCGGACGGUUGACCCGCCUUCGCGACUGACAGCGCCCGGCGUGCCCAACUCGGUGAACCCGGCCACUGUCCUCGCUGGCACACCGUCAAAGGCACCGCCGGCUCCGCCGGCUGCGCAGGGCCAGGCGGCGGAGGGCGUUUGGAAGCCGCCUAUAGGAGGUAUCAAGGUGCACGUAAUCGAGGGGAUGAUCUCCAAGGUCCUGGAGAAGGGAGGCGUCGCAGAUGAGGUGCUGGAGGCCAUUGCCGCGGUGGAGCUGGCCUAG